Molecule: messenger RNA, 3873 nt
Organism: Panicum virgatum (switchgrass)
Lineage: Eukaryota; Viridiplantae; Streptophyta; Magnoliopsida; Poales; Poaceae
Product: lysine-specific demethylase JMJ25-like
Exons: 16
Coding region: 90-3524 (1144 amino acids)
Biological process (GO): regulation of transcription by RNA polymerase II
Cellular component (GO): chromatin; histone deacetylase complex
Molecular function (GO): histone H3K9 demethylase activity; chromatin DNA binding; transcription coregulator activity
Source: RefSeq, a predicted model, not a curated record
GCUGGCGGUCACUGCUGGGAGUGGGGGAUUUUACUGCUGCUGCACCACCGACGGCGCCUCCUUCCCUCCUUCCUUCAGCCGGCCAAUCCAUGGCGGAGGAUACUGAGGGGAUCGAUGUUGAAUCGGGGGCUACGGAAGAGGUUCCCGCGGCCGGAGGUGGCGAGGAGACAAAGCGGAAGAGAGGGAGGCCCAAAGGUAGCUUCAAGACGAAGAAGAAGAAUACGCCCAAGCCGAAACUGCGGACCAAAGGGCGCCGCUGCACCGGCGACCGGGCUCUGGCGUCGCGGGCGAUAAGCCCCGGGGAUCUAGGCCGCGGGGUGGCGGCGGGUCCUCGGGUGCUCAGGGAGAGAAGGCCGUCGGCCAACGCAUUCUACGAGCGCGACAGCGAUACCGAGCAGGAUGAUGAGGAAACGGCAGUCAUCCACGAGAGGCCUAAAAGCAAUGAUUCUGGGAAGAAGAGAGGAAGACCAAGAAAGACGAAAGUGGGCGAACUGGACAGUAUGGCCCAGUUCUCAAAUGGCAAAAGCAACGGUGAAAUGAAUGGGCAGAGUGAUGCUGAGGCAGCAAGGGGCAAGGAGUCAAAGACUGGCGAGUUUUCGCAGAUCGCAAAGAGGCGGAAAAGAAGAGAUGUGGGGAAAGAGUCUGAGUUGAAAAACAUGGAUAGAGAGGAAAAGAAGCUCCCAUCUGCCAAGGAUAAAAAAUACGAUGCAAAUGUUAUGGUAGGGAGGACGAUUUUGAUGGGGGAAAAUGCCCUCAUGUGCCACCAAUGUCAGAGGAAAGACAAAGGAAGGGUGGUCUGGUGUCAGUCAUGCAAGAAAAAGAGAUUCUGUGUGCCAUGCAUAGAACUAUGGUAUCCUAAUUUGCCAGAAGAUGAAUUUGCUGCGAAAUGCCCAUAUUGUCGCAAGAACUGUAAUUGCAAGGCAUGCCUACGGAUGAGAGGAGUUGAAGAGCCUCCGAAAAAGGAGAUUUCUCAAGAAAAUCAAAUUCGUUAUGCAUGCCAUAUUGUAAGCUUGCUGCUUCCUUGGAUGAGAGAAAUGCAACAGGAGCAGAUGGAGGAGAAGGAAGUAGAGGCCCAAAUACAAGGAGUUUCAGUAAAUGGAAUCAAGGUGGAACAAGCUGAGUGCGACUUAGAUGACCGUGUCUAUUGCAAUAGGUGUAGAACUUCUAUAGUCAAUUUUCAUAGAAGUUGCAAACAUUGUUUCUAUGAUCUUUGCCUUAACUGCUGCAAGGAGCUUCGCAAAGGUGAGAUCCCAGGAGGAGAAGAGGUGGAGAUUCUGGAGUAUGAAAAUAGAGGUAGGAGUUAUGCUUUUGGCCUUCAGUCAAAGGAUGCUAAUAAAAGUCUCUCUUCGAGGAGGCAUAAGAACUCCUCGAAUGGCGAGCCUCACAAUGACAUGGCUGCUGUUGAGAAGUUCAAUAACCAUCUGCACCUGUGGAAAGCAAAGAUUAAUGGUAGCAUACCUUGUCCACCAAAGGAAAUAGGAGGAUGUGGUGGUACACUAAUGGACCUCAAGUGUUUGUUUCCAGAGAAGAUACUUGCUGAGCUAGACGAUAGAGCUGACAAAGUUCUCAGAAGUGAAAUGUUUGCUAAAGCAAUUGUCAGAAGUGGUCGGUGCCCUUGCUUUGAUCAUUCAGGCAAGAUAAGAACUGACUGCAAAUCAGUACGAGAGGCUGCUAACAGGAAGGACUCAAGUGAUAACUUCCUUUAUUGUCCGGUUGCUACUGAUAUCCAUGAUGAUGAUCUAGUGCACUUUCAGAUGCAUUGGGCAAAGGGUGAGCCAGUUGUAUCUGAUGUCCUUCAGUUAACUUCUGGUCUGAGUUGGGAACCAAUGGUAAUGUGGCGGGCAUUGCGGGAAAGAACCAAAGGCAAAGCAGAAGAUGAGCAAUUCGCUGUAGUCGCAUUAGAUUGCCUUGAUUGGUGUGAGGUGGAAAUUAAUAUACAUAUGUUCUUUUCGGGAUAUACAUCUGGCAGAGCUCAUACUAGGACUCACUGGCCUGAGAUGCUUAAGCUAAAAGACUGGCCUCCUUCUAGUUCCUUUGACCAGCGAUUGCCUCGUCAUGGUGCUGAAUUUAUUAGCGCAUUACCGUUUCCUGAGUAUACUGAUCCACGAUAUGGCCCGCUAAAUCUCGCAGUUAAGCUUCCUACUGGUGUCUUGAAGCCAGAUCUUGGACCCAAAAGUUACAUUGCUUAUGGGUUCCACAAAGAGCUAGGCAGGGGUGAUUCUGUGACCAAGCUUCACUGUGACAUUUCUGAUGCGGUAAAUAUCUUAACACACACAGCUGAAGUGACUUGUCAGACUAGUCUUUGCCAAAUUGAAAAAAUCCAACAAGACAUGCGGGCGCAAGAUCUUCAGGAAUUAUAUGGGGGUCUAGAAUCCAGCACUGAUCUCAGGUUAUCACAAUCUCCAAUUGAAAAGAGGGAUAAAUCUGUUGAUGAAGAAUCAAAUACCUCAUAUAGUAGGGAAGACAAUCAUGCCAAUAAAUCCAGUUUUAAUGGUUUGGACAUCAAUGCUUUACCACCUGAUGAUUCUGAAAGCGAUACAAAGGAUAAAGAGUCGUCUCAUGAAUCUGUUUCACGAAGUGAACUAGGGCAGUGCCCAGCUCCAAGUAAUGAGAUCAAUGCAUCUCAUAAGAUGCAUAAUGGAUCUCAUUGCAUUUCAGAUGGUAUUGACAUGGGACAGCAUGGAAAGAGAUCUAGAGGUGGAACUCUCAAGGAAGUUGGCACCAAAUCUCAAGAAGAGAAACCUAAAAAGGUUGAUUGCAAUGGCACUGAUGCAAAACAAAAUUCCAAAGACAUUCAGGAAAAGCCUGCUGCGGGGGAAGGCCCAGAGCAGCAGAACACGGGCGGUGCUUUAUGGGAUAUCUUUCGUAGAGAGGAUUCCGAGAAAUUACAAGAUUAUCUUAGGAAACAUUCCUCUGAAUUCCGGCAUAUUCACUGCAAUCCAGUGAAGCAGGUUAUUCACCCGAUACACGACCAGAGUUUCUACUUAACUGCAGAGCAUAAGAGAAAGCUCAAGGAAGAAUAUGGUAUUGAACCCUGGACAUUUGAGCAGAAGCUUGGCGAAGCAGUUUUCAUUCCCGCUGGAUGUCCUCAUCAAGUGAGAAAUUUGAAGUCUUGCAUCAAAGUUGCGCUGGACUUUGUUUCCCCUGAAAAUGUUGGCGAGUGUAUCAAGUUGACUGGGGAGUUUAGACGACUUCCUUCUUCCCACAGAGCUAAUGAAGAUAAACUAGAGAUCAAGAAGAUGGCUCUUCAUGCUCUGAACGAAGUAGUAAAUUUUUUGGAUUCUUGUUCCUCAGAAGGGUUGGAGAGCUGGGCUGGUGAGCCCAGCAAUGUAGCUAAAUCAUCUGUAGAGGAGAAGCCGCCUCCACCGAAAGGGCAGGGCAGUUGCCGAAGAGGUGUAGUGCCGCAAGGAGACGAUCCACAGAGUGAAGAAGACAGCGGCAAGCGGAGUGAAGAAGUUGCUGUCGAGAAUAAUAAACUUAAGAGGCGCGGUCGCCCAGCAAGCUCCCGCAAGCGUGGACAUUGAUUCCUUAUGUUUGGACUGGGGAUGACGAUGAUGCAUUUUGGAAGGUGCAGAGAUUGUUGGCAGAGUAGUGAUGAGGUCAUGCAUCAGUCACCGCAGACCCCCAUUAGGGGUGCCUGGGUUUUGUUCGGCCGGCUGAUUAGUCACCGCAGGCGCCAUUAUGGUGUCUGAAUUUUGUUGAAGUAUGGUGAUGGCCGGUUGACACCGAUAGAUGGAGAAUCCAUGGUUAAGUAGACUGACCAUCUCCUGUAGAUGUAGCAAGCAGCUGGCGGUAGCAGCGCACUUGUACUGGACUGGAGUAUGAUGCUGAUCAGCUGAUAUUUUGGCAAUUGAUUGAUGGACUUGAGUAUUA